GGGACCCACAUGCCCCCCCCUACCUGAGGGGUUGGCCUUGGCCCCUCGCUUUCUGCUUCCUCGUGUUCUUCCUCCUCCUCCUCCCUGUGUCCUCUCGCGCACGGGGAUCUCCCAUAAGAAGUAGAUACAAAUCACAUUGUAUUUCUUCGUCAAAUGGAUGAAAGUAAUGCUAUUACUUCAGCAACUCCUGAAUUACUAGAUCCUCAAAAAGAAGGAAAGACAAACGCAACAGCAAAAACAAACUGCGUAAGUACACUGACUCCGAGUUGCAAUGGGAAGCGUCUUCCCCAUUAUUUGAUGCCUUCGCAAGGGACCUGUCAUGAUUUAUGUAAAGCACAUAUAAAAGCAGAUACCAUCUGCCGGCUGACUUUUUCAAAUAAUAAUGAGAAUGUUCUUUCUCGUUAUUUAACACCUUCUCAAGGUUCUUGUCAUGAUUUGUGCAAACAUGGCCAUAAGCAUGAACGUGAGGAAGCUAAGAGAAGGCAUCACUUCUUUUCAAGGUUUUACAGCUAUGAUCAGCUUCUAAACGAUGAGUACAAUAAGUCAGAUUUGAUGACUGUAAAACAUAGAAGACACAAAUCAGGCAUCAUGAGUGUAAGGCAGAAACCAGAUAUUCAGCUGAAGAAAGUUCCGAAAAAAGAAGAAAGUUUUGAUAUGCUCCAACUCUACGAGGAGAUGGAUCUUUCACCCGAGAAGAGCGUCCUGGCCUCUAAUUCACCUGACAAUCUAACAGAAGGAUCAGUUCAGGCACCAUCAAGUUUGGAGCUUAAUGACCACGAAAUUAUUGUGUCUUUUGAUAAAUCAGCUGCAGCGAGAGUUGAGGAAUCUAUGGAAAAUGGAACUGGUCAGCAUGAGUUAAUUAACACAGCAAGAAAUAAACUUAUAGCCAGGGAACCUGAAAGAACAGACAUACAGAAUGAAUUUUCUUUUCACAAUGAUGCACUCAUCACUGGAGUAGGCGAAUCACCUAACAGACUCAUGAGCUUGAAGUCUAUGGUUUCAUCAACUGCCGAGGGAAAAACUGAUCCUGAAUAUGAAAGAGCAAAUCCAUCAGAAGUAUUUUCAGCAGAGCAUAUAAGCACGGAAUUGAUAGGACCAAUUCCAAUUUCAGAUGACAUUGAGCCUGGUCAGUGUCAAACAUCAAACAGAGAAGAGGAAUCAUGUAAUAAACCGAUAGAUAACAAGAUGCAAAUUGUUCAUCGAUCAUCUGAGUCAUCAUCAGGUUCAAAAUUGAAGAACCAUAAGAGCAAAGAAUCUGCUAAGAAAAGAACUCUUGUUGAAUUAGCAUCUAAAGAAGCUCUGGGCAUGAAGUUGAAGACACCACGAAUUCAAAAGACACGCCCAUCUAAUGUCAGUGCACCUUAUCAAGCUUCAUUCGCCACAACCCAUACCCAGCUGAAGAGUUCAAAAUUACAAGAUAAGACAAACAAGGAGUUGAACAAGCCAAGGAACCGACUGAAGGAAAUUGGAGGUACUGGAAGAUAUAAAGUUGUAAGGGAUGUAUCUGAUGGGCCAAAUCUUGUCAAGAAGAAUUUUGCUUUGAAGCAAGCAAUCAAUGUAGUUAAGUCAGAAACUGACCAUGGGCAUCCAUCAAUUACAUGCAGUGUCAUUGACUUUAUUGCACCUAGAGUGAUCAAUAAUUCAAUUUCACCUCCUUCCGAGCCAAAUAAAGAAGUUGCUACAGCUGUUCCGCAUAUGAAGAAAAAGAAAGAUCUUGUAUCUUCUUCACCUCCAUCCAUUUAUUCAAGAGGGUUAUCUGGUGAAAGGAAUCAAGAGAAGGAAAAGACAACCGAGGUUGCUGAUAAUUUGGACAGCGUUGCAAAGGAAGUGAUUGAACUAUUGCCAACCCCUUCAUCUACCAAACCUCAGUUUACUAGGGUACCAAGCAUUAAGCUGAGGAAGAACAGGACAGUUGCACCUUCUUUCAUCAUGAACAAUCAAGCAAAAGCUAGGAAAACUUUUGUCAAGGGGAAAACCAUCCGUGCCAAUGAUCCUAAUCCAGAGAAGAUAGAUCUUAAUGCGUUGAGGCAAAAGCUUAGGAAACUCAAAUCAUUUCCAGACAGGAAAGAAGACCACGUGGCAUCUGGAUCUCUAACAAGUGGAGGCAAUGAACCUUUUUGGGUUAAAGUGGUAUCCCAGACUCAGAGAACCUACAAAGAUGUUCCCAAAGUUGAAAGGAGUAGAUCACAAAGAACUAGUUUUGACUCUGAAGACAAAGUUGGGCCAUCUCUCAGGUUAAAUUUCAGUAGAGGUAACACUACAAACCUUCAGCCUAACAGCAGCUCUCCGCCAUGGCUCAGAUUUCGGCAAGCUAAAAUGGUUGGUGAUAACCAGAAUGCCAAAGUAUCGAUAGCAAAGAGCUUCAGAAACAGGAUGAAAUCAAAUGCUGGAGGGCCGAGUCCUCCCUCAAAGUCUAUUAACCAUGUGAUUGAGGAAACUGCAGGCAAGCUUGUUGAAUCUAGGAAGAGCAAGGUUAAGGCUUUAGUGGGCGCUUUUGAAACUGUCAUUUCUCUUCGAGAAACCCCAGUAGCAUGAUUACUUUCUGAUGCUAUGUAGAUACUCAUGAGUCAAUUUCUACCCUUUUAUUUCCAUUUGAAUUAGUUGAAUGACUUUUGUUGGAGGGUUUUGGGGAAGUGCAUUGUGUAUUGAAAGAGAAAAACUUGAUAAAGUUGGAUUUGAGUUGCAGUGGCAAGAUUUGCUUGAGGUGUUCUGUGAAUGUGUAUCAAUCAGUCUCAGAUUGUAUGUUUUCCA
This is a messenger RNA of Zingiber officinale, 2751 nucleotides long. RefSeq lists its product as uncharacterized. The coding region runs from base 154 to 2535 and encodes 793 amino acids. Gene Ontology annotation, molecular function: calmodulin binding. Lineage: Eukaryota; Viridiplantae; Streptophyta; Magnoliopsida; Zingiberales; Zingiberaceae. The record is from RefSeq and is a predicted model, not a curated record. The transcript has 2 exons.